Stegodyphus dumicola is the source of this 879-nucleotide messenger RNA. It is a transcript of the gene TyrRS-m, whose product is annotated as Tyrosine--tRNA ligase, mitochondrial. Gene Ontology annotation, biological process: tyrosyl-tRNA aminoacylation. Gene Ontology annotation, cellular component: cytosol; mitochondrion. The record is from RefSeq and is a predicted model, not a curated record. NCBI's taxonomy places the organism in Eukaryota, Metazoa, Arthropoda, Arachnida, Araneae, Eresidae. Gene Ontology annotation, molecular function: RNA binding; ATP binding; tyrosine-tRNA ligase activity.
AUGUAUUAUCUUGUUGAAUGUGAAAGCUGGAUACCAUUGAAUCAUUUAUGUUGUAGCAACAAGAAAUUACAGGUUAUUAAAAAGGGCUUGUUUUCUUCUGAUAUUAUAGACAUUUGCUUAUUUAUAUUACAAAAUAUACUUUUAUUUUAUUUCUGCAGCCCUCAUUUUUACAAGUAUUAUGUUUUCAAGCAAGUGAGACAUAGCUCUAGUGACUUUUUAUAUAGUUUAAUAAGAAGAGGAUUAGUAAAAGAAAUUUUUCCUAGUGAUCGACCUAUUAAUUGUAUUGGGAAUCCAUGUGCAUAUGCUGGUUUUGAUGCAACAUCUGAUAGCUUACACAUUGGCAAUCUUCUUGUUCUCAUUGCAUUGCUUCACUGGCGGAAAGCAGGAUACGAAAGCAUUGUUGUUUUAGGAGAUACAACAGCUGAAAUUGGUGAUCCUAGUGGACAUAAAACUGAUAGGGUCAUACUUUCAAGGGAUGUGAUCCAUCAAAAUACUGAAGCAAUAGCAGAAAGUGUACUUACCGUUUUUGAUAAUUAUGAACAAUACCUUCUUCCAAGGGUUAAAAAGAAGCCAAAAACUUUAGGAAAGUUAAGCAUACUGAGAAAUAGUGAAUGGUAUGAGAAGACAAGUAUUGUAGAUUUCUUUUCACGAUCUGGGCGAUACAUUCGUGUUGGAGAUAUGUUGUCUCGUACAAGUGUGCGAAGCAGAAUGGAGAGUGGAGCUGGAAUAAACUUUUCCGAGUUCAGUUAUCAAGUUUUCCAAUCCUAUGAUUGGCUUUAUUUAUUUAAAAAUUUUAACUGUAGAUUCCAGGUGAGUUUAAAUUUUAUAGAAAAUCUUUGCAUUUUAUUAGCUAGAAUAAAUUUCGUAGAAAAGCUUUGA